AUGAACUCUAUUUUUAAGCCCUUCCUUCGUCAUUUUGUCCUAGUUUUCUUCGAUGAUAUUUUGGUCUAUGGUCACUCUUGGCCAGACCACCUUGAUCAUUUGUCCCAAGUUUUUGACCUUCUCCGCCAGAACUCACUUGUUGUCAAAUGUUCCAAAUGCCAAUUUGGACAAACUUCCAUUGACUACCUCGGCCAUAUAAUUUCUUCCAAGGGCUUACAGGUUGAUUCUGCCAAAAUUCAGGCCAUUGAAUCCUCGCCUCCUCCUUCUUCGGUCAAAGAUGUGCGAGAUUUCUUGGGGCUCACGGGAUAUUAUCGCCGCUUUGUCAAAAGCUAUGCUCAAUUGGCUUCCCUAUUAACUGAUAUUUUAAAGAAGGAUGCUUUCAAAUGGUCCGACUUGGAAUCUAAAGCUUUCUUGCAAUAG
This is a messenger RNA of Nicotiana tabacum (common tobacco), 420 nucleotides long. The record is from RefSeq and is a predicted model, not a curated record. Lineage: Eukaryota; Viridiplantae; Streptophyta; Magnoliopsida; Solanales; Solanaceae.